AUGGUGUCACAAGCACUCCUACCAGCAGCUCUAGCCGUGAUGGCUGGCGCGUUGCUACUUUGCGAUGCGGCGGUGGCGGGGCGCAGCACCCACCGUAUGCUGAGCAAGCGCCAGUUGCAGUACCAGUACAUCGCCGACGAGCCGGACCCAAUCAAAGCGGCGGAAGGCAUCCAGCAGAUGCAGUACGUGCCGAACAACAGCUCGGCGCCCAAUCCGGACUGGCUGAUCAUCAAGGACGAUGGCGGAACCUCGAACCCGCCGUGGCUUUCGCAGGUGCCCUUUGUAGCUACGCCGAAUGCCGACAGCCAGCCUGCGCCCAACGGCUCACCCGUGUGGAAGUCCGUGCCGGACUUGGAGGGUUUUACGCUGAACCGAACAUUUAACGUAGUGCCGGGUCUGGUGAUGCCGAUGUACAUCUCGGCGAACUAUCGACCGGGCGAGGACAAUAGCCGUAUCCAGCGCGCGAUCAUCACGAUGCCAGGCAAGCCGCGCGACUCGUGGAAGUACGCCAACCUCUUCCGCAACGCACUCAACGUCGCAGCGUCCAACCCUGCCAACGGCAUUGCUGCGGACCAGGUGAUGAUUGUCGGCCCCGUCUUUCUGAACUCGGACGACAAGGAUGCAGGCGCGGUCAGGGAGGGCGAGAUGUUCUGGCAUGGAUCGCAGUGGCAAUCAGGUCACCGGGCGCGCAACGAACAGCCCCAUACCAACCUCAGCUCUUACCACGUGCUGGACAAUAUCACCGACUGGAUCUUUACCUCGGGUGAGUUCCCCGCCAUCAAGCAGGUGGUGUUUGGCGGACACUCGAUGGGCGGUCAGGCGGUACAGAGGUACUCGGUGCUGAAAAAGACCAAGGCGUACGAUCCGAAUGUGCACUUUUGGAUCGGCAACCCGGGUUCGUGGGUGUGGCUCGACGACCAACGGCCCUACCCCAACGAGACGUGUGUCGGGUGGGACAAGUGGGGUUAUGGUUUGGGCAACGUGUCUGCUGUUGUGCGGUAUGCGCGGCGCGAUGUUAAUGCAAGCCGCGAGGCGGUGGUGGAACGCUUCCGCUCGCGCAAUGUCCACUACGCCGUGGGUCUCGCCGAUACCGGACCCGGUGACACGCACUGCCAAGCCAAGACGCAGGGCGGAAGCCAUCUGGACCGCGGCUCGCAGUUCGUCCUCUCGCUGGGACGCAUGGGCGGGUUUCCGCCGAGUCAUACGUUUGACGUGAUCGCAGGCACGUCGCACCAGGACUACCCCAUGAUCCGAGCCGACAAGUCGGUCAACCGCAUCUUCCUUAGCGAUUUCAACACGAGCGCACCGCUGCUGGCCAACACGACGAAUCCGGGAGACCAUCGACCGCACGAUCCAAACAAGCCGCCCAAACCCGAACCGCCCAAGCUCAAGAUGUUCGCCACACCCAAGCACCGCAUCAUCGCAUCGGGCCUGCUGGGCGGCUCGUUGGCGGGCAUCAUUGCGUUCUUCACAAUCAUGCCGUACGUGUUUACCGAUAACUACGACGAGCGGCGCUACGAGACCGAGAUGUCGAGCCGUCGCAGGCUGCUGGCGUGA
This is a messenger RNA of Moesziomyces antarcticus, 1557 nucleotides long. RefSeq lists its product as uncharacterized. The record is from RefSeq and is a predicted model, not a curated record. The coding region runs from base 1 to 1557 and encodes 518 amino acids. NCBI's taxonomy places the organism in Eukaryota, Fungi, Basidiomycota, Ustilaginomycetes, Ustilaginales, Ustilaginaceae. The transcript has a single exon.